This is a messenger RNA of Penicillium antarcticum, 1848 nucleotides long. Its product is annotated as F-box protein. The coding region runs from base 1 to 1848 and encodes 615 amino acids. The transcript has a single exon. Gene Ontology annotation, molecular function: protein binding. The record is from RefSeq and is a predicted model, not a curated record. NCBI's taxonomy places the organism in Eukaryota, Fungi, Ascomycota, Eurotiomycetes, Eurotiales, Aspergillaceae.
AUGUUGUCUGAUCUUCCAUCAGAGAUAAUAUACCACAUCGCAACAUAUCUCCCAACUGCCAAUGCAUUAGCCCACCUGUCUCAGACAUGUCAUCGACUGCACGAGAUUAUCACCGCCGAAGACUCAAGGAUUUUCCGAGCUUUUGUUCAAAGCAGGUUCCCAACUAUUGAGACACCGCCAUAUUGGAAAGAUGCAGCUCAGGUCUUGACUUCUCGGUCUCGGGCUCUGGACCGAAAGGCCGUCAUCGGCCGAUUCGUUGUGCCAUCAGAAACUGCCACCAAGAUCGGUUGUCACGACAUCUCACGCUCAGACAACCCUACCCUCGGGUAUCGGCCUGUGAUUGACUCGUAUGAAGUCUGGAAUGGGAAAGGUUGGGCGGAUAGGAAAGAGGUACUCGCCUGGGGUGCUGCCAACCAGCUGGUGAUGCGGAUCAAACAGACUGAUGGUCAUCCCCAAGAAAAGUGGAUCAUUUUCAAUGAUGUUGAGGAUGUCAGCAGCUAUGACGAUAUCUCUUCUCUGCACCUCCUAUCCUCGAAGCCGGAAUACAGCCAUGAGACCGAUGUUGAGCAUCUUAUCUUUGGUCGAAUCCGAGGUGACAUCCUUCACAUUACAAUUUCACCGAAUGAUGCAACACACAGCUACAAAAAAAACCUCCUCACAUAUGGACUCCAGCUGGACAACACAGAUCUAAGUGAUGAUCCAGAACCAGUUUUGGCAGCCCAUUUCGACAACGGAGCCAUCGCCCUCUACCACAUAUCAACAGACAAGGAAGAAGUCGAACCAUUCACAUGGCUCCGCACAGAGGGCGCCCUGCGAAACAAAUAUUCAAAACUUCUAUCUCAAUCUCUAGUCGCAGUAUCAACAGGCGACAUCAAAGAAUCCCUAUGCAUCUCAAAAGUCACACCAAGCGGCAUUUCACCAUACCGAACAAUCAGCAUCGACAGCUUAAACUCCGACUUCAAAGCCCUAACAAGAAAAGCCAACAUCGGCGCCAUCGAACCUCUAAACACCCACCCCCUCGCCGGUCCCCCGGGUGAAGUCUUCUUAGCCGCAUGGGACGACUACACAGUCCGACUGCACGACCUACGCUCACCACGACCCUACGAAGUGGCUUACAAAGACAUAACAGACCUCAAUCCAAUCUACAGUCUCCACACAUUCGGACAUAACCACUUUUUAGCCGGGGCCGGCGGUGACGCAGUGGUUAAGAUUUUUGACAUGCGCAUGUGUAAUACAUACAGUUAUCUCGAUACACAAGUACCCACUUCAUCUCAAAUACAUACCAACAAACCAAAAGCCACCACCACCACCACCACCACCACCAACGGCAAAGAUCCAAAUAACAAAAACGCCUCUAACUCUCUCCUCCAUCUCCAAAAAGACUUCUCAGUCUUCCUCUCUAACCCAGCACCCCUGCCACCAACCCAGCAAAACCCCCGACGCCGUCGCCUCCCCUACCGCGGUCCAAUCUAUACAAUGUCAACCCCAUCCCCCGCCUCCCCAACAAUCUACGCCGGCAUCGUGGACGGCAUCGUACGUCUAGAUUUCGCAUCAACAGAUGAUCUAACCGGACCGCGGAAGGGAUGGUACGAGGAUAAUCUCCGUCUGGGACUAAAUACCGGACCGGGGCCGUCAUCUGAUGUGACGCGCGAUGCAAUUGAUUUGGCUGGGUAUGAGCGUCCCGAUGUCGACGGUGUUGGUACUACGACUAUUACGUCUAAGCUGAGGAAUCAGCGGGCGUUUUGGGAGAUUCCGUCUUCUCAUGUUGAGGGUGGGGAGGAUGGGGGUUGUUGGGAUUCGAGGUGGGAGCCUUUGGAGGAGGCUGGGGCUUGGAGGAGGAGGGACUGA